Molecule: messenger RNA, 1242 nt
Organism: Haliaeetus leucocephalus (bald eagle)
Lineage: Eukaryota; Metazoa; Chordata; Aves; Accipitriformes; Accipitridae
Gene: CCNG1
Product: cyclin G1
Exons: 7
Coding region: 198-1085 (295 amino acids)
Biological process (GO): regulation of cyclin-dependent protein serine/threonine kinase activity; mitotic cell cycle phase transition
Cellular component (GO): nucleus; cytoplasm; cyclin-dependent protein kinase holoenzyme complex
Molecular function (GO): cyclin-dependent protein serine/threonine kinase regulator activity
Source: RefSeq, a predicted model, not a curated record
GACGUGAGGAGAGGAGCGGAGGGGAGCGGGCGGGCUGGCUGCGGGGCGGCGGCUGCAUGGCGUUCUCCCGGUGGUCGCUGGCGCCCGAGGAACCGGGCAGCGCUUUGGCGUGACGCCUCGGCGCCGCUGUCGCUGCGGGUCGUCACCGGCUCGGAGCCUCCCUCCACGAGAGAAGGGAGCGGAGCGACAGCGACAAGAUGAUCGAAACGCUUGUAACUACCGAAGCUCAGGAACUGCUGUACCAGCUCACGGCCCUGUUGGAACAGGAGUUAAGAUGUCAGCCAAAGGCCUCUGGCCUGAGACUAAUUGAAUCUGCUCACGAUAAUGGCCUCCGAAUGACUGCGAGGCUGCGAGACUUUGAAGUGAAAGACCUCCUCAGCUUAACUCAAUUCUUUGGCUUCCAUACAGAGACGUUUUCACUAGCUGUGAAUUUCUUAGAUAGAUUCUUGUCAAAAAUGAAGGUACAGCCUAAACACUUGGGCUGUGUUGGACUCAGCUGCUUCUACUUGGCUGUGAAGGCAUCAGAAGAAGAGAGAAAUGUUCCCUUAGCCACUGACUUAAUUCGAAUAAGCCAGUAUAGGUUCACUGUUUCCGAUAUGAUGAGAAUGGAAAAAAUCAUAUUGGAGAAGCUGUCUUGGAAAGUCAAAGCUACAACAGCCUUCCAAUUUCUACAACUAUAUCAUUCGCUCAUUCAUGAGAAUUUAAGCUGUGAAAGGAGAAAAUACCUCAGUUUUGAGAGACUUGAGACCCAGCUCAAAGCAUGUCACUGCAGAAUCAUGUUUUCAAAAGCCAAGCCUUCUGUCUUGGCACUGUCUAUCAUGGCACUAGAGAUAGAAGAACAAAAACUACUGGAGUUGACAGAGGCAUUGGAAUUUCUGCAGUUGCAUUCCAAGAUAAACAACAGAGAUUUGACCUUCUGGAAGGAACUGGUGUUAAAGUGCCUUACAGAAUAUUCCUCGAGCAAGUGUUCCAAACCAAAUGUCCAGAAAUUAAAAUGGAUUGUGUCUGGACGUACAGCACGGCAGCUUAAACAUAGCUACUACAGAAUAACACAUCUUCCUACAAUUCCAGAGACCAGCUCAUAACCGGAGUAUAAUAAAACGAGGAGAGAACCAUCCUGUGACCUUGUUAACAGACACAUGAAUAUCUGAGAAACAAAGUCUGAAACAUGAUCUUAAUAAUGAAGAACUCAACUCAUGGAAAGAAUAUGUAACAUUUCAGACUAAAGAUCAUUCCAGCAAA